ACUGUCAUGGCGGCUCCGCUCUACGUUCUCCGGGAAUGAACAGGAAAACCUGCUUAUUUACAAAAAACAGAAAGGUGUUUUCAGUUGGCAGGGGCCGCUAGUAAACCAGCGACUGGACACCUUACAUCCACCGACAGAAAAAGUUUCAUAUCAAAGCUGCUGAAUCUUCGUUCAUCAUGAGAACAGUCCUGAUGGUGGCAGAAAAGCCUUCUCUGGCUCAGUCCAUCGCCAAAAUCCUCUCUAAAGGAAGCUGCACGAGUCGUAAAGGACAUGGAGCGUGCUCCGUUCACGAGUACUCCGGAAGCUAGGGACAGAGCGCUCGCUUCAGGAUGACUUCGGUCGUGGACCACGUGAUGAGUCCUGGACUUCAUCGGUUGGGGAAAGUACAACAAUGGGACAAGGUGACCCUGCAGAGCUCUUCAGCAAGCUCCCAAGCGAAGAAGGAGCCAACCCCCAAACUCAACAUGGUCAAGUUCCUGCAGGUGGACCCGAGAGGCUGCGACUACGUGGUGCUGUGGCUGGACUGCGACAAAGAAGGCGAGAACAUCUGCUUCGAGGUUCUGGAUGCCAUCCAGCCGGUGAUGAAUAAGCUGUCUGGGAGGGAACAGAGCGUCUAUCGAGCCAAGUUCAGCUCCAUCACGGACACCGACAUCUGGAACGCCAUGAACCGUCUUGGAGAGCCCAACCGGAAUGAAGCGCUGUCCGUGGACGCUCGCCAGGAGCUGGACCUGCGCAUCGGCUGCGCCUUCACCCGGUAUUCAGACAAAGUCUUUUCAGGGUAAUAUGGGAACAUGGAUUCGUCCCUGAUCUCCUUAGGACCGUGUCAUCCGACACUUGGAUUCUGUGUGGCGCACGACAAGAUCCAGUCCUUCAAACCCGAGACGUACUGGGUCCUGCAGGCCAAGGUGUUCAGAGGAAAGGACAGUCCUCUGACUCUGGACUGGAACAGGGUCCGGGUCUUUGACCGUGAAGUUGGUCAAAUGUUCGUCAACCUGGCCAAGACAUCACGGGAGGCGCAGGUGGAGUCUGUCAGUAAGAAGGAGAAGGCCAAGCAGCGACCGCAGGCCUUGAACACCGUGGAAAUGUUGAGAGUGGCCAGUUCUGCUUUAGGUAUGGGUCCCCAGCACACCAUGCAGAUAGCAGAGCGUCUCUACACUCAGGGCUACAUCAGCUAUCCUCGUACCGAGACCACGCACUACCCGGAGAUUGACCUGAAGGGAACCAUGAAGCAGCAGGCCAACAACCCUCUCUGGGCCGAAGAGGUGAAAGCUCUGCUCUCCGAAGGAAUAAACCGACCCAGGAAAGGAACCGACGCCGGAGACCACCCCCCCAUCACUCCCAUGCGUGCGGCCUCAGAGGCAGAGCUGGGCAGCGAUGGGUGGAGGCUGUACGACUACAUAACACGUCAUUUCAUCGCCACCGUCAGCCAGGACUGCAAGUACCUCCAGACCACCAUCGACUUCCUCAUCGGCACCGAGGGCUUCUCCUGCAGUGGGAAGACCCUCAUUUCAGCAGGGUACACUGCGGUGAUGCCGUGGCAGGGCAUCCCCCUGGAGGAGGCCAUGCCCACCUGUGAACGCGGCGACGCCUUCACCGUGGACGAGAUCAAGCUGGUGGAGAAGCAGACGAGCCCCCCGGAUUACCUGACGGAGGCCGAGCUCAUCACCCUGAUGGAGAAGCACGGCAUCGGAACCGAUGCCAGCAUCCCCGUCCACAUCAACAACAUCUGCCAGAGGAACUACGUGACGGUGGAGAACGGACGCAAACUGAAGCCCACCAACCUGGGCAUCGUGCUGGUGCACGGAUACUACAAGAUAGAUGCAGAGCUGGUGCUGCCCCCCAUCCGCAGUGCUGUGGAGAAGCAGCUCAACCUGAUCGCACAGGGCAAGGCCAACUUCCAGCAGGUCCUGCAGCACACGCUGGACAUCUUCAAGAGGAAGUUCCACUACUUCGUGGACUCCAUCACAGGCAUGGACGAGCUGAUGGAGGUCUCAUUCUCGCCCAUCGCUGCCACAGGGAAGCCGCUGUCUCGCUGCGGGAAGUGUCACCGCUUCAUGAAGUACAUCCAGGCCAAACCGAGCCGCCUCCACUGCUCGCACUGUGACGAGACCUACAGUCUCCCUCAGAACGGCGCCAUCAAGCUGUACAAGGAGCUCCGCUGUCCACUCGACGAAUUCGAGCUGGUGCUGUGGACCUCCGGGUCGCGGGGCAAGAGCUACCCCCUGUGCCCCUACUGCUUCAGCAACCCCCCAUUCGGGACAUGAAGAAGGUAACGUGGAAUGGGAUGUAACGAGUGCACACACCCUUCCUGUCAGCACUCUCUGAACUCUCUGGGCAUCGGACAGUGUGUGGAGUGUGACAGCGGGGUCCUGGUGCUGGAUACCACCUCAGGACCCAAGUGGAAGAUGGCCUGCAACAAAUGUAACGUGGUGGUCCAUUUCUUCGAACACGCACACAAAGUGCAGGUGGCGUCGGAGAGCUGCGACGCCUGCGACGCCUCCCUGGUGGCGGUGGACUUCAACAAGACUCGCACCCCGCUGCCGGCCGGGGAGACGCAGCACACCGGCUGCGUCUUCUGCGCGAUCUUCCAGGACCUGGUGGAGCUCAAACACGCCACCAUGAGGCAUGCCAUGCACAGGGGUGGCGGCGCCCGGCGAGGAGGGACGGGGCCGGGGCCGGGGUCGGCGGGGAACCCCAAAAAACCCAAAGACAAGAUGGCCGCCUUGGCGGCUUACUUGUGUAGUUGUAAAGUCACAAUUCAUCUUGUUUGUCAUUUCAUCACAUUGAAGUAAAAUCUUGGAAACAAACUGUUUGUUCAAACUUUUUACACAGGAAGUUCCAAAGCUGAGUCAUUUGGCGUUUUAUAACUGUCAUGUCCAGAGAGCAGCUAAAAAUGGCCGGAUGAGUUUUGAGCGAGUCUCCCCUGCUGAGGUGUGAACGACGCUGCUGUUUUGCGAGGUGAGGCGAUUAUUUAUGCAAAACUGAAAGAAAGAUUGUUGCUUUGGCUGUUCCUGCAUGAAUCAGUGUCCAAUAGAGAAGAGAGAGACUCAGAGCUAGUAUCAAUAUUUUGUCACAUAUUUUCCUGAGGGACUGCAAGCAUUGUAACAUUUAUAGUCGCUGUAGUGAACCCUUUCUCAGCCGUGUCCCACCCUUCAUGGUAGACGACAAGCUGACCGCACCGGCCGAGUUUUGGAUUAACUGUUCACAUGUUAACGAGUGACGGUAAACACAUGCUGGUAACAGAUGUUAAAAUACGACUCACAAAAGACUCUAAACUUCUAAAUUUACUGUAACUGUAGAUAACCGAUAUUCACUAGAACGACUACAAGUUUCAGUCGGUUUUUCAACAAAUGUUGGUCACAAGUUGACACACACACACACCAGUUAAUUCAAAACAUUGACAGGCGGAGCCUCGGUGCUUUACACCUGGAUGUGCCGCUGGGCGGUACUCCGUCCGGGCAGCGCUCGCUCCCUGAGCAGCGUAUCAUGGAGAUGUUGGAACAUUUUUUGAGCAGAUAUCCAGCAGAUAAAAACUCAUUGUUCGGUGCCGAGGACUGCUGGCCGCAAAGCUAAAGACCUGAAAAUUUCAUGAGAGACUUGUGCGCCUGUCAGGACGCUGUACAAUCCGUCUCAACCUUGUCACCGAGGAUUGAUUGUGGAUCGCGUUGUAUGCCGUCCAUGUAUACAAAUGUGUUUAACAUGAUUGUUUUCAAUCUGACUGAAAAAACACCCAUGUAAACUGGGCCACCCCGUUGGUAUCUUGGCGUCCAGGCUCUGCUCAACCCUCCCCCUCCCCCUUAGAGGUUUGCAUGAACGUGGAAGGUCUGGCUGCAUUUACCAAUAAAAAGAUGGUGA
Messenger RNA from Salarias fasciatus (jewelled blenny), 3855 nucleotides. It is a transcript of the gene top3b, whose product is annotated as DNA topoisomerase III beta. NCBI's taxonomy places the organism in Eukaryota, Metazoa, Chordata, Actinopteri, Blenniiformes, Blenniidae. Gene Ontology annotation, biological process: DNA repair; DNA recombination; DNA topological change. The record is from RefSeq and is a predicted model, not a curated record. Gene Ontology annotation, cellular component: nucleus. Gene Ontology annotation, molecular function: DNA binding; DNA topoisomerase type I (single strand cut, ATP-independent) activity.